AUGAGGACUAUCGUACUGGGCCUCACAUGGCUCUGUCUUUGCCUGUCUCUGGAUGCGUUGUCUUUGAGGGGACGGAAGACAGACGCAGUUGAUGGAGAUGGAACUCAGGCAGCAAUCACAGGAGAGAGGCCACUAAGAAGAGUGAGACGAGGCUGGAUGUGGAACCAGUUUUUCCUGCAGGAAGAGUACACUGGCAGUGAUUACCAGUACAUUGGCAAGCUCCAGUCAGACCAGGACAACGGCAACGGUUUAGUCAAAUAUGUGCUGUCUGGUGAGGGGGCUGGCGCCCUCUUUGUCAUCGACGAGAAUAAUGGGGACCUGCACGCCACCCGCCGCCUGGAUCGUGAGGAAAAGGCUUUUUAUAUCCUCAAAGCCACAGUGGUCAACAAGCACACAGGUCUGAAGCUGGAGCCAGAGACAGAGUUCAUCGUCAAACUCCACGACAUCAACGAUAAUGAGCCUCACUUCAGCAAAGAGGUUUACACCGGCAGCGUACCUGAGCGGUCUGACAUAGGUACAUCUGUCAUGCAGGUGACAGCUACAGAUGCUGAUGACAGUAUGUAUGGGAACAGUGCCAAACUGGUCUACAGCAUCAGCCAGGGACACCCAUACUUUUCUGUGGACCCAAACACAGGUGUGAUCCGGACAGCCUUGGGUCCCGGUGACAUGGACCGCGAGCAGAGGGAGCACUACCAGGUGGUGAUCGAAGCCAAAGACAUGGCCGGGCAGAGAGGAGGGCUCACAGGGACCACAGUGGUUAACAUCACACUCACUGAUGUCAACGACAACCCGCCCCGCUUCACUCAGAGUAUUUACCAAUUCAGAGUUCCCGAGUCAUCGAAAUCUGGCAUCCCAGUUGGGAGAAUUCAAGCCACCGACAGAGACACCGGGAAAAACGCAGAGAUGUAUUUCACCAUCGUCAGUGGAGACGGCAUGGACAUGUUUGAGAUCUCCACUGACAAAAUCACCCAGGAGGGAGUGAUCACUGUCAGCAAGCCUCUGGACUUUGAGAAGAAGCCAUCAUACACUGUAGAGAUCCAGGUCCAGAACACCCAGGUGGACCCUCGCUUCAUGUCCACAGGCUCCAAAGACAUGGCAACGGUUCGUAUUGGCGUGGAGGACGUGGACGAGCCGCCACUGUUCGACAAGGCCAGCUAUCUGAUGGAGCUGAAGGAAGAUGCUGAGGUGGGCGUGGCCGUGGGCUCGGUCAGCGCCAUGGACCCCGAUGGAGCUCGCAGCAUGGUUAAGUACUCCAUCGAUCGUCGCACCGACAUGGACCGCCUGUUCAACGUCCAUCCAGGGAACGGGUCUGUGUUCCUGCUCAAACGCCUGGACAGGGAGGAGACUGCCUGGCAUAACAUCUCAGUCAUUGCCACUGAGUUCAGUAAGUGCGAUAAUCCCCGUCAGAGCAGCCAUGUUCCCGUCUACAUCCGCCUGCUGGACGUCAACGACAACGCUCCCACCUUCGCCACCGUUUAUGAAACCUUCGUCUGUGAGAGAACCAAGGCUGCUCAGCGGAUCCAGACAGUGAGCGCUGUUGAUGCUGACGAGCCGUCGACAGGACACAAGUUUUUCUUCAGUUUGGCUCCUGAGGUGAUGCACCGCAGCAACUUCACUGUUCGAGACAAUGGAGAUAACACUGCCAGCAUCCUGACACGUCGAGCCAGUUAUAGCCGCCUUCACCAGAGCAUCUACCUGGUUCCUGUGGUGAUCACUGACGGCGAGUACCCCAUGCAGAGCAGCACCGGGACCCUCACUGUGAGGGUGUGCACCUGCGACCGCGAUGGCAACAUGGAGCUGUGUAAUCCUGAGGCUCUGAGCAGCUCUCCAGGCCUCAGCACUGGUGCACUCAUCGCCAUCCUCCUGUGUGCCAUCAUACUGCUGAUGAUCGUGGUUCUAUUCACAGCAUUAAAACGCCAAAGAAAGCAGGAACCGCUCAUCAUCUCCAAGGAGGACGUCCGGGACAACGUGGUGAGCUAUAAUGAUGAAGGCGGUGGCGAGGAGGACACCCAAGCUUUUGAUAUCGGAGCACUGCGACACCCGGAUGCUGCCGCUGCCUUAGAGGAGUCUGCCAAGCAGAGGCGUGACAUCAUCCCCACUGACACCCUGCUCUACCCACCAAGCCGCCGACACGCCCCCACUGCUCCUGGCCUCAUCAUGCCACCGGUCUGCUCGGCGUCACGGGACAACGGGGACGUACGCGAGUUCAUCAACCAGAGAGUUCUGGAGAACGACUGCAACCCAACAGCACCACCGUACGACUCGCUGGCCACCUACGCCUACGAGGGCGCCGGCUCGGUGGCUGAGUCGCUGAGCUCACUGGGCUCUGUGUCAUCUGAGGCUGAGCAGGACUACCACUACCUUAGUGACUGGGGGCCUAGGUUCAGGAAGCUAGCUGACCUGUAUGGGGCAGAGGACAGCGACUUCUCCUAA
Limanda limanda (common dab) is the source of this 2433-nucleotide messenger RNA. RefSeq names its product cadherin-6-like. Gene Ontology annotation, molecular function: calcium ion binding; cadherin binding. Gene Ontology annotation, cellular component: adherens junction; catenin complex; plasma membrane. Bases 1 to 2433 code for a protein of 810 amino acids. The record is from RefSeq and is a predicted model, not a curated record. NCBI's taxonomy places the organism in Eukaryota, Metazoa, Chordata, Actinopteri, Pleuronectiformes, Pleuronectidae. Gene Ontology annotation, biological process: calcium-dependent cell-cell adhesion; multicellular organism development; homophilic cell-cell adhesion. The transcript is spliced from 11 exons.